AUGGAUUCGGUGAUAUUAUCUGGUCCUUCCGGAUGUAAAAUACGUAGGAAGUACCCUAUCCCAUCAUUCGACCAGAAUUUACCCGAUGAUUACUCUACUAGUUUUUAUAAUAAUGAUACAGCUUUAAGGAAUAAUGAACUUAAUGGUGUAGAAGAGGAGGAACUUGACCCGUAUUUGAUCUGGCGCAGAAAUGCUCCAUUUUUAUAUGACUCAGUAUCUCUUUAUAACUUAGAUUGGCCCUCUUUAGUUGUCGAGUUUAUGACUGAUACAUUUAAAAUUAAGAAUGGGUCAGUUACACAGCGCCUUCUCCUAGGAACACACACUUCAAGUUCUGACACCGAGUUCGCCAUGGUUGCAGAACUGAAAUCCAAUGUUUACACCAUGAAAGAGUGUUUAAAUACUUGUGAGAAUUUUAACCAAUUUAAGGCAGUAUCUUCUAGUUCGUCUGUUGGCUCCAAUACUAGCUCUGGCACUCAGGGCAUAUUGGACAUAAAAGCUAAAAUAGUACAUGAAGGAGAGAUAAACCGAAUCUCUCAAGUUCCUGGAGCUCACUUCCUCUUUGUAACACAGAGCAAUAAUGGAACUUUAUAUCUUUUUGACUACUCAAAGCACCCUUCAAGCCCAAGAGACCUCAAGGUUUCCAUUCCCCAACUGGUUCUCAAGGGUGGGCACUCCUCUGAGGGUUAUGGUCUAGCCUGGAACUCUACCAAUCAAUUAGUUUCCUGCUCUUCCGACGGCACAAUAGCUCUAUGGGAUUUAAACUCCUCUUCACACAAUAAAACUAACUGUUUAAACGGUAUUGUUGACGGCAUUGGAAUAAUAUCUCCAGUUUCAACUUAUAAUACAAUGGAUAGUACUCAUAAUUGUGAUAAUGUAGGACUAAAUGAUGUUGAAUUUAUAAAUGAUAAUGUAGUGUUAAUUGCUUCUGAUGAUACUAAUGUACAUCUUAUGGAUCUUCGCACUAAUUCUACCAGUUCCAAUUCUAAAUUUUCAAUUGGUUCUAGUGUUAAUUGCUUAAGCUUGAAUAAGUUUGACAAAAAUUAUUUUGUUUGUGGCUGUGAUAAUGGUAAAAUAUCAUUAUUCGACACAAGAAUGGAUAGUAAUCUUUUGGUUAUUGAUCAUCACAAAGAUUCUGUAAAUCAGAUUGAAUUUAACAGUUCGUGUUGUGGUUUGUUUGCUACUUGUUCUAAUGACUCUACUGUUUGUAUUUUUGACCUUUCUUGCAGGGGUGAUGAGCUUCGUUUUGUUCAUCAGGGUCACAAGGAUCAGGUAAAUGACAUUUCCUGGACUAAGCUUGAUUAUUAUCAGAGUUCUCACUUAGGUUUUACUCUUGCUUCAGUUUCACAGGAUAAUCUUCUUCAGUGUUUCACACCGAAUUACUUUUCUCUCUAA
Molecule: messenger RNA, 1392 nt
Organism: Theileria annulata
Lineage: Eukaryota; Apicomplexa; Aconoidasida; Piroplasmida; Theileriidae
Product: chromatin assembly factor subunit, putative
Exons: 1
Coding region: 1-1392 (463 amino acids)
Biological process (GO): regulation of gene expression
Cellular component (GO): nucleus
Molecular function (GO): histone binding
Source: RefSeq, a predicted model, not a curated record